This is a messenger RNA of Erpetoichthys calabaricus (reedfish), 2143 nucleotides long. Its product is annotated as gastrula zinc finger protein XlCGF7.1-like. Gene Ontology annotation, cellular component: nucleus; transcription regulator complex. Gene Ontology annotation, biological process: regulation of transcription by RNA polymerase II. The transcript is spliced from 5 exons. Bases 271 to 1476 code for a protein of 401 amino acids. NCBI's taxonomy places the organism in Eukaryota, Metazoa, Chordata, Cladistia, Polypteriformes, Polypteridae. The record is from RefSeq and is a predicted model, not a curated record. Gene Ontology annotation, molecular function: DNA-binding transcription activator activity, RNA polymerase II-specific; RNA polymerase II cis-regulatory region sequence-specific DNA binding.
AAAUAAAGCACAGAGGGCGGGGCUCAAUGGCGGAGACACUGUCAAUCAAAUAAACUCGUUGACCUGACGUGACGUGUGACGUCAUCAAGAGCGACGAACGUUCAAGUAAGCGAGCGCCUCGUGUCUCUCACUUUACCAAAAUAAACUCGAGGCAGGGAAAGCCGUUGUCGAUUGUCUUUUUUUCCCCGAGAAGGCCGACACUGAAAAGCUUCAUAUCACACAGAAGCAGGACGUAAGUGAUACGAUUUGCCAUUUACUGUUAACGCCAAGAUGGAUGUGAAACAGGAGACGUGUGAAGUUGACAUAAAUACCAUGGAGAUCACAGCUGUAACUGUUAAAGAGGAGGAGGAUGACGACUGUGAAUGGGAGUCUGUCCACCCUAAACCGGAGAAUCUCUGCAUUAAGGAUGAAGAUUAUGAAGUGGGUUCGGUGGGCAUUAAAGAAGAGGCUGAGGAGAAGUGUGUAAGCAUUGAGACCCACCGGCAUAAAGGUGCAGAGUGUGACGACUUCAAGGUGAGGGCCAAAUCAGUGCAGUCUGACGCCAAAAGGACUGAGGAAACAUCAUCCACUAGAACUCUGCAAGAUCAACCGUCCCCUUCAAAUUGGUCUGAAAUAAAUCUUUCCAAAAUGAGAGUUUUUUGUGGAGGCUUAGAAGAGAGAAGUAAAGUAGAACAUCAAGAUGUGCAGUCCAGAAAGAACAUGGAGGCAUCAUCAGAAGUAAACAUGGAACAGACUGAGGAAAGACUUGCCGAAGAAGUUCGAAAAUAUGCACAUUUGUAUGAUUCGUCAUCACAAUACUACAAAGACUAUCAGAUGGUGGCCAAUUCAUGGUCUGAAAUCGCAGCCAAUAUCGGUUUGGAUGUGGGCGAGUGUUUGAAAAAGUGGAAAAAUGUGAGGGACAAAUAUGUUCGCCUACGGAAGAAAAUUUGUAACAGGAGGAGUGGUGAUCCUGGAGGACAAAAACUGCCUGCAUUUUAUGUUUUUCUCUCCUGGCUGGCACCACAUGUGAAGCACAAAGAGAUGGAGUCAAACUUCAAAGAUAAACAGGAUGGCGAAACUGGCAGCUGCACUUCAUUGUCACCACUCCCACAAGAAGAGAUGUCCCAGCCCCAGGAGCAGGGUAUGCUCUCCACACUAGGACAACAAAGCCUGCCAUGUGUUCCCUUAUGUCGGACAGCAACACCAGAACUGCCUACUUCAAGCAGUGCGAGCAGCCGGUCCCGGCGCACCAACCCAGUUCAGAGGAGAAGACGGCAUCAGGAAGGCUGUGGCUUAAAACAAGAAAUGGUGGAGCUUAAAAAACGCAGGUUAGAGCUCGAGAGGAGACUCUGUGACGGAAAUGAUGAGCUCACAAGGUUUGCCCUCUCCAUGGCAGACAUGCUGAGGAGGUUGCCAGAGCAAGAGAGGCCCCAUGCCAUGUUUGAGAUACACAAACUGCUGUACGAGAAGCAGCAGCGUAGCAGCACAGCAUUAUAAGAGACUGAGACGCUUCUUUGGCUUUACUCUGUGUUGGAUAAAUUUGUCCAUGUGUGUUUUUAUUAUUUUUGGCACUUUAACCUUUUAGGAUUAUUGUUAUACUUUAUAACUCUGUACACGUGGCACGUAAAGCACAAAGAAAGUUAAACAUUCUGUGUCUUCUGCAAGCCUAGGCGCUCUGUGAUGUUUUAUAAGCAAUUUUUUUUAUUAUUAUUACUAUUAUUUGUGGUGUUAUUUGUAGCUUGCUCACGCUGUCAUGAAAAUAUGACAGAAUAUCUAAUUUUAUCAAUAGUCCGUGAGUGGUAACUAAGGAUGCUCUCAUCGUGGUUUUUAAGGCUGAUACUGAUCACCGAUUUCAUGUUACUUGAUUGGCCAAUUAGUUUUUUUGUUUCUUUAGUGUAAAAAAUUUUUUAAAAGGAUAAUCUGCUGCAAAGCCAGACAAAUAGAAGUUUUAUGUCCUAUACUAAAGUGCAUUUUUUAAUUGAACUAUAGACCCCAGGUGUUAACUGUUCAUUUUUUUAUUAACAAAAUUAAAUUCUGUAGGUUUAUUGUUAGGUGACUAUAAAAUACUAAAUAAUUUUCUUGAAAUAUGUACAAAAAUAUUUAUCCAUAAUAUAUAUGGCAUAAAAAAUUAAAUGCUUCUCAUAAUUACAAGCUGUCGUAUUGU